This is a messenger RNA of Colius striatus (speckled mousebird), 922 nucleotides long. It is a transcript of the gene PCNP, whose product is annotated as PEST proteolytic signal containing nuclear protein. The record is from RefSeq and is a predicted model, not a curated record. NCBI's taxonomy places the organism in Eukaryota, Metazoa, Chordata, Aves, Coliiformes, Coliidae. Gene Ontology annotation, cellular component: nucleus. Gene Ontology annotation, biological process: proteasome-mediated ubiquitin-dependent protein catabolic process; protein ubiquitination. The coding region runs from base 126 to 662 and encodes 178 amino acids. The transcript has 5 exons.
GGGCCGGGCCUGGCCGCGCCGCUCCGGCCUCCACCCGCGCGUUCUCUGUGGUUGAGGGGCGGCCCGACGGGUGGCGGGGCCGCGCGCAUGCGCGUGCGCGGCGCGGGAGGAGGAGGCGGGCGAAAAUGGCGGACGCCAGAGCUGACGGGGAGAAGGCGAAGCGGCCGCAGCCCGGAGGAGGACCUGAAGAAGAGGCAGAAAAACCUGUGAAAACUAAGACUGUUUCUUCCAGUAAUGGAGGAGAAAGUUCGAGUCGCAGCGCAGAGAAACGGGCAGCUAAUGAAGAAGCUGAAGACUUCACCACAAAGCCUGCUCCUGCCAAAAUGUCCAAGUUUGGAUUUUCCAUAGGCAGUCAGACAGCAAAGAAGGCAUCUGCAAUAUCCAUCAAACUAGGAUCAAACAAGCCUAAAGAGCCUGUUCCAACCCUUGCUCCAAAAACCCUUUCUGUAGCAGCAGCUUUCAAUGAAGAUGAAGAUAGUGAACCAGAAGAAAUGCCUCCAGAAGCCAAGAUGCGCAUGAAGAACAUUGGAAGGGAUACACCAACCUCAGCAGGACCAAAUUCCUUCAAUAAAGGAAAGCAUGGGUUUUCUGACAACCAGAAGCUAUGGGAACGAAAUAUAAAAUCUCAUCUUGGAAAUGUCCAUGACCAAGAAAAUAACUAAAUGAUGUGGAUUGAGAGUUGGGUGUUUGGGGGGAGGGGAGGGUGAAACUUUAAAGGAACAGUUUCCUUUUUUAAGAAUGGUAUAAGACUAUCUUUGGAGCCACUUUUUUAAGAUUUUGAGUGGUACACUAACUGAGUUUGAAAUUAGAGGUAAUUUAUGUUUUGUAUACAGAUUUCAAGGCAUUUGCUAAUUUUGUAGUUCCAUGUGAUUAGUUUCCAAAGGUUACGGAUAAUAAAGACAUUGGAGUGGUACCUUUUUAA